Molecule: messenger RNA, 5534 nt
Organism: Schistocerca gregaria
Lineage: Eukaryota; Metazoa; Arthropoda; Insecta; Orthoptera; Acrididae
Product: nitric oxide synthase, salivary gland-like
Exons: 25
Coding region: 144-3599 (1151 amino acids)
Biological process (GO): nitric oxide biosynthetic process
Molecular function (GO): heme binding; flavin adenine dinucleotide binding; nitric-oxide synthase activity
Source: RefSeq, a predicted model, not a curated record
GCAACCUGCCAACCUCCUUCUGGGCUUCAGAACGCCGAAGGACGCUCCGAUCUCGAAAGCUGCUGUAGCUCCGGGCUGUGCAGACUGCGCCUCUAGAUUUGCUAGUAAAGUCAUUUAAAAAUUAUAGACAGAAAACUGUGACGAUGUUGGGGAACUUCGUACGACUGCGAAACCACGCCACGAAGGAGACUGAUGUCGACCGGCUGCACACCAACGUGAGCGGCAGACAACAGUCGUCUCAGUGUGGACAGAAAGCGUGUCUUGGCAGUGUUGUGGCUCUACCGGGAGGAGACGCGAAAGCGCCGAGGGCGAGAGAGGAUAUACUCAAACAUGCCAACGAUUUCCUCGAGCAGUACUACUCGUCGAUGCGCCGGGCAGACAGUCAGGAGUACAGGACUCGUUUGGAGAAAGUGCAGCACGAGGUGGCAGCUAUAGGGACUUACCGGCUGACGAGUGAUGAGCUAGCGUACGGAGCCAAGCUCGCCUGGAGAAACUCAGUGCGCUGUAUUGGUCGCAUACAGUGGGCAAACUUACAGGUUUUCGACUGCCGACACGUGACGACAGCCAAGGGAAUGUUUGAAGCACUCUGCAAGCACAUAGAGUUUAGCACAAACAACGGGAAUAUAAAGUCUGCGAUAACUGUGUUCCCCCAGCGCACGGACGGGAAGCAUGACUACAGGGUCUGGAACAACCAGUUGAUCAAUUUUGCUGGAUACAAGAAUGAAGACGGGAGCGUCACAGGAGACCCCGUCAAUGUGGAGUUCACAGAGGUGUGCCUAAAGCUGGGAUGGAAGAGUCCACGCACGAACUUCGACGUUCUGCCACUGGUGCUGUCUGCAAAUGGAGAGGAUCCAGAGAUCUUUGACAUCCCACCAGAGCUGGUCCUGCGGGUACCACUCUCACAUCCAACGUAUGACUGGUUCAAGGAGCUGGGUCUGCAGUGGUUCGCGCUGCCAGCAGUGUCGGGAAUGAUGUUUGACUGUGGAGGAAUCGAAUUCACCGCUGCUCCUUUCAACGGCUGGUACAUGAGCACGGAAAUUGGUUGUCGCAAUCUCUGUGAUGCUCACAGAUACAAUAUGCUUGAGACGGUAGCCACACGAAUGGGUUUGGAUACGCGCACUGCAGUUACGUUAUGGAAGGACAAGGCGCUAGUAGAAGUCAAUGUUGCCGUAUUGCACAGCUUUCAGUUGAAAUCGGUGACGAUUGUGGACCAUCAUACAGCUUCUGAGAGUUUCAUGAAGCACUACAAGAACGAAAUGCGACUGCGCAAGGGAUGUCCAGCUGACUGGGUGUGGAUUGUGCCACCCAUCUCAGGGUCUGUGUGCCCUGUGUACCACCAAGAGAUGGCGAUGUACCUGCUUAAGCCCUCCUACGAUUACCAGGAUCCUGCUUGGAAGUCACACGUGUGGAAGAGUUGUACUUAUAACAGAAUAAUGAGCAAGCCAUCUCGAAGAUUUAAUUUCAAACAAAUUGCCAGGGUAGCUCUGUUCUCUUCGAAGCUGUUUGUACGUGUGCUGUCAGCGCGCAUCAAGGCCACAAUCCUGUACGCCACAGAGACUGGCAGGUCCGAGACGUUCGCCAAGAAACUUGGCGAGAUUUUUGGCCAUGUGUUCAACGUGCAGGUAUGCUGCAUGGAUGACUACGACAUGAACAGUAUUGAGCAAGAGACGUUAAUACUCAUUGUCACUUCAACAUUCGGCAAUGGCGAUCCACCAGAGAAUGGAAAGAGAUUCAUUCACGAUCUCUGUGCAAUGAAGAAAAUGGAAGACAUCUCACAAAACUCAGCAAAUAAAGAAAUUUAUGAAUGCUCGGACACAUUCAGAAUGGCGAUCUCAAGGUCACUCAUUGGGGUGAAUGACUGCACCGACACGGACAUGCUGGACGAGGGCAAGACAUCCACCACGGGCAUCGACUCCCCGAGAGGAUCCUCUGACGACAGUGGUGUCCUCUCGGAAAGCAGUGCUGCUGGACCUCUCAGCAGCGUGAGAUUUGCUGUCUUUGCACUUGGUUCACGUGCCUAUCCCAAUUUCUGUGCAUUUGGAAAAUAUGUAGACAACAUACUUGGAGAACUUGGAGGGGAGAGGAUAGCUGAUGUAUGUAAGGCAGAUGAACUGUGUGGUCAAGAGCAGACUUUCAGGAAAUGGGCAGCCAACAUUUUUACUCUUGCUUGUGAAGCAUUCUGUAUUGAUGCUGACGAAACACUCCUGAAGGUGACAAAAUCCUUAACAACUGCAACACUGUCAGCCACUACAGUAAGACUUGUGCACGCAAAAGAGGAUAGCCUGUUAAAAGCUCUGUCAGCAUUUCACAACAAGCAAGCAUCCGUUUGCAGGCUCAUAAAAAAGACUAACCUUCAUCAUGAGGAUGUAAGUCAUACUACAAUUCUACUUCAGCUGAAGACUGAUCUCACAUACUUACCUGGUGAUCAUGUUGCUGUUUUCCCAUGCAACAGGCCUGGACUUGUCAAUGGGAUUCUGGAACGUAUACAUUUUCAGCAUGACCCUGAUCAACCUGUUGAGCUUCAAAUGCUGAAUGAAGCAUAUACAUCCAAUGGUGCUCUUGAGAUGUGGAAACCAGCAAGACAUCUCCCACACUGUUCCCUGAGGACUCUUCUCACACGCUUCUUGGAUAUCACCACACCCCCCACACCACAGCUGCUGCAGCAUUUUGCCAGUAUUGCGACUAAUGCAGAGGAUCAGAAGAACUUGAUUCUUCUAGCUAAGGAACCUGCAGCAUAUGAAAAAUGGAGACAAUGGCGAUUUCCACAUUUACUGGAAGUCCUGGAACAAUUCCCAUCUGUUCACCCAUCUGCGGCUGUCUUAGCAGCUCAUCUGGAUCCACUACAACCGAGAUUCUAUAGCAUAUCAUCUUCUCCAGAUGUGUAUCAAAAAGAAAUGCACAUAACAGCAGCUGUUGUUGUUUACCGAACACAAGGUGGUGGAGGGCCAUUACAUUUUGGUGUAUGUUCAAAUUAUCUGCAUGACAUCGGCAAAGAUGAUGAAAUAUAUGCAUACGUAAGGAGCGCUCCAAAUUUUCAUAUGCCAAAAGAAAACACCAAGCCUGUUAUCAUGAUUGGACCAGGCACAGGAAUUGCUCCUUUUAGAGGAUUUUGGCAGCAGCGAAUGGCAGAACUACAAGCAUCUCAAAAAGGUCCAGAAAAUUUUGGGAAAAUGUGGCUCUUUUUCGGCUGUCGCCAUCGAUCACUAGAUCUUUACAGAGAAGAAAAGACACGUUUGGUGGAAGAUGGUGUACUGGACAAAGUAUAUCUUGCCCUCUCACGUGAGGCUAAUGUGCCAAAGACCUAUGUUCAAGACCUGCUUCAAAAAGAGGCUUUUGAGAUUUACAAGAAAGUUAUGGAUGAGGAUUGUCAUUUCUAUGUCUGUGGUGAUUGCACAAUGGCUGAAGAUGUUUAUCAGACAAUGAAGAAAAUUAUUCAGCAACACAGCACAAUGACAGAUGGAGAGAUAGAGAACUACAUGGUGAAAAUGAGGGAUGAGAAUCGAUAUCAUGAGGACAUCUUUGGAAUAACAGUAUCAACAGCAGAAGUGAGAAAUAGAUCGAGGGUGACAUCUAGGGUUCACAUAGGUGCGCAGCCAUAAUCUUCUUCUGAAAUGUAUUUCCAAGUGGAAAAAUGAAUUAUCAAUUAAAGAUCGCCCAGUCCUUUAUGCAUAAGGGGGCAUUGCUUCCUGCAUAGAGGUGUCAUUUACAGUGUCUGUGCCUAGGUACAUGACAUGUCAAGAGGAAGAUAAGAAGCAAACUGGAAGUGUAUACACAGAUUCUGUUGUAUGUAACACAUUAUACUGAUUACAGUUAAAACUUCAGUCACAAUUCAUGCCCAACUUAAAAGUUUGUGUAUGCUAGUUUGUCAGAUUCCCAAUUGUACAUUGCAUUUGCAGUUACCCUAAACACAACACAAAGCUUUCCUUUAUUUUAGGAAUUCACAAAUCAACAUUUAAUUUGUGUGUUUUAGUCAUACUUUAUUUUUUAUAAUGUUCUUUGCUUGUAAGAAAGAUAGACCACAUUGUUUUCUUACAGAUGUGAUGACUAUACUGACUGACAAUUGUUGAAAAGUUUGCUCCUGCUAUUAAUAUAACUGAGCUACUGGCUCCAAGAGCAGAUUUGUUAUAAUAUUUCACAUUUCAGCUGACAGUGACAGGUCUGGAACCUUCCUUCAACCUGUAAACAUUCUGUCUUAACAUUUUCUUGCCACACUACUUAAUUGGCAAAAUCUUGUUUAUUGUGACUAUGAUGUAUAAUUCAGUCUCACUGUUUUACAUCCAACUUUUAUCAUAUUUAUGACUUUAGAAUUUUUAAUUUUGUUUUCUGUAUUUUGGAAACAUUUUUGUUCUUUGUACAACACUUUCACAAGCUUCUUAAUUUUUAAACACACAGAGUGGUGACAACUUUGUCACUGCCAUGUAGUAGGUGUUCCCAGACUUGGGGUGGGGGGGGUGGGGGAGGGGGGGGGGGGAGUGUGCAGGAUUUUUGCUAAUAAGGAAAGCUUCAUGUUUUUGUUUGAAAACAUUUCUAAGCUUACAACUCAUUGAAGAAUUGGCUCAUCACUGAUCACUAUGACAGCCUUUGCUGUAAGACCAAAUUUACUUUUGUUAACUACAUCCUAGGAGGUAGAAGAGGCUUCCUGGCUUAAAAAUCACACCAUACCUAACUUGAAAAACAAUCACAUAUAAGUCACUCAAUUUCACACCAUAAUUAUAAUAGUUAACAACCGGCUCAUUAAAAUAUACACACUCCGGUACUAGAUGCAAUAUUUCUUGGCACCAUAAUUUUACUUAAGUAUGUUUGUUUCUUGUGAACCAUCAGUGGUACAUCUACCACUAUCUGGAACCCCACUCUGUAACACUAAUUCCCUUUAUUUUGUUUCCAAGUACUAUUAUGAUGAAUUACUUAUGCAAAUAAGGCAUACAGGAGCAAAAAUUGAUGAUAUUAUUUCAUUUGGUUAUGGGCUUUUACAGGUAUUGCUAGUUGACAAACGGUUGUCAGAUGUCUGAAGUGCAAUUGUUUUAGUGAAGCUGACUGUGAUAUCUGUAAAGUAUAACGUCAUGUCAUAGGUUUUCAAUGAUAAUAAGAUAUGGGAGAAAAUAUUAAAUCUAGUGUUAGUACAAAGGUUCUAUAAAAUACCAAGAGGCACUGAAGCUUAAAAUGUCCAUAUAAUGGGCAGAUCAUUAUGACUAUUAGCAAAAAUUAAUGAUUCUCCCAAAGUUCUACUUUGUGACACAGUUCUUUUAAAUGCUCAUGCUGUGUGAAGUAAAAUAAAAAACAACAGUUCCUUUCAAAUUAUUAGUAUGACUGACUGAAGGUGAUACAUCAGAAUAGCUGUAGCACUUCCUGUUACCAGAGAUUGAAGUCUGACUGCACUGGAAUUCCAGUUUCUAUGUAUCCAAUUAUAUAAUUAUGUACCUUUAUUUAUAUUCAUUACAUUUUAGAAGGAAUUAGCUUGAAAUGGGUAAACUGUGUUUUAAAAUUAUUUUUAAUAUGUUGUCACAAAUGUUAAAAAUAAAUCUAUUACAGAGAUC